AAAUGAGCACAAUAACUAAAGCAUAACCCAAUUAACAGAAUCAGAUUCCAAACUGAAGGAAAGGAAUUCCCACAUGACAAUCCAAACAUUAGUUCAAGGAAACCAACUUUUCAUUGUCUUAUAUAUCCGCAAGUCCUUUUCAAACCAAUCCUUAAUCUCAGAGUUUAGUUGGUUGUCAACAUAAUGUCUGGAUUCCCAAUAAAGUAUUGCUGCAUGGUGAUGCGGGUUAGCUGCGACUGCAAUGGCUGUUACAGGAAAAUUAGGAGAAUCAUUCUCAACAUGAAGGAAAUAGAGACACACCUGAUAGAGAAGCAGCACAACAGGGUGUACGUGUGUGGGAGAUUCAGACCUGCCGACGUUGCUAUAAAGAUGAGGAAAAAGAUGAAACGCAGGGUUGAAAUACUGGACGUAGAAGAAGAGUCGGCAGGCACUGGAGAUCAAAUGCGACAGCUCACAACCCAUUUCUCUCCACAGCCCAUAGCUCGUAUCUCUCUGCAGCCCACGGCCCAUGUAUUUCAAUAGCCCGCGGCCCACAUCCAAUGAAAUACAGUACUACACCAUGGAAAAUUGGAAGGAUACAUAUAUAUGAUGAUUAGGGAUACCUUCACACUUUAGACAGGAAAAUACUUGUACACAACUUAAUUGACAUGUGGAUUCUUACCUAGAUUGAACUUUCAAAGCGCUAAGCAAAGCUCUCUUUUUUUUCUUAUGAUCCUUACUAGUAAUUCAUAAGAACGAAGUAACAGAUUCUUAUUUA
This is a messenger RNA of Rhododendron vialii, 757 nucleotides long. Its product is annotated as heavy metal-associated isoprenylated plant protein 6. The record is from RefSeq and is a predicted model, not a curated record. Gene Ontology annotation, molecular function: metal ion binding. The transcript is spliced from 3 exons. NCBI's taxonomy places the organism in Eukaryota, Viridiplantae, Streptophyta, Magnoliopsida, Ericales, Ericaceae. The coding region runs from base 184 to 522 and encodes 112 amino acids.